UUUUCCUAUGUGCAACGUCCCGAGUACCUUAUCUAGUAUAAUAUAGAUAUCUGUGCAGCACGUGCGUUCGGAACGUUUAUCGAUAUCGUUAUCAAAACGAUUCGUGAUAAUCGAACGGCCUACGGACCGCUGCCCGUCAACGGAUUUUGGUCAGGUGCUCGACGUAAGUGCUCUCGCGUGUCGCGUCUUGCCGUGUUCGCUCCGGUCGGUUCGCGAUAGUAUGUCGCCGAACUCGGUCGUUCCGUCGCCGUCGGCCCGUUGAACGGUCACCGACGAAAACGUUGUCCGCGCGCGCGCCUGUGUUCGCACCGACAUGACGUCCGUAAAACGCUUGCAGCUGACGUUAGCCAUCAUGAAACCCCACGUGGUGUCGUGCCCGUUCUCCCUGCUCGAUAUCAGGAGAACAAUACUUGACAAUGGUUUCUAUGUUGUAAGAUCAGUGCGUCAGACUAUUCAAUUAGAACAGGCGGAACGAUUUUACAGUGAGCAUAAAACAAAGUUUUUUUACAACAGACUCAUCACGUUCAUGACAAGUGGGCCAUCUGAAGCUUAUAUUUUGGCCAGAGAAGAUGCGAUUGCAGUUUGGCGUCGUUUGAUGGGACCAACUAAAGUUUUCCAAUCCCAACUAAGUCAUCCUGAUUGUAUAAGAGCGAGACAUGGCCUCACCGAUACCAGAAAUGCUACUCAUGGAUCUGAUUCAGAUGAAUCAGUGCGUAAAGAAGUUAAUAUAAUGAUCCCACAGUUUAGUUUCGAACACUGGAACCAAAUCGAAGAACCAUUGUUUCGAAAUGGAAAAGUGCAGUUCAACAAAGAUCAAUUUAUUCAUGUCUUACACUCAUGAAAGUGUUUUAACACUAAAUUAAUAAUAUAAUAUAUAUAUAUAGUUAGUUUGACUGUUUAC
Molecule: messenger RNA, 901 nt
Organism: Sipha flava (yellow sugarcane aphid)
Lineage: Eukaryota; Metazoa; Arthropoda; Insecta; Hemiptera; Aphididae
Product: nucleoside diphosphate kinase 6-like
Exons: 4
Coding region: 314-841 (175 amino acids)
Biological process (GO): CTP biosynthetic process; GTP biosynthetic process; UTP biosynthetic process
Molecular function (GO): nucleoside diphosphate kinase activity
Source: RefSeq, a predicted model, not a curated record